UUGACAAUUCAAAAACACCACCCCACCCCCGGAGUAGAUCAAAUCGCUCGACCCAGUAGUUCCCACAUCAGUUGCGCUGCAGUAGUCCGAACGGCCAGCAGUGACGCAUCUCCACGAGAACGGUCAACGAUGUUUUGAUUUUUCAGUCGGCUGGUGUAAAAUGGGCAACCAUCAUCCGCACGGCCAAAAGUCCGGACGGUCGACGCCGUCGUCAACGUCCUCGCAGAACGGUUCGAAGAAGACGAUAUCGCGGACCACCUCCGGCAAUGACAUCAAGGAACAACAGGCCACCGCUCUGUUGCCAUUGGAAAAGUUGGCCAAGAUCUUAACAGACCGUUCGAUGAAAGAUGAGGGGAUCAACGGCAUUUCUUUCCACGUGUUCCACCGUUCCCUGUUCCCACGUUACCAAAUCUUCGCCGACCGCCUCUACAACUACCUGCUGAAGUCGUCGAAGGCCAAAACCACAUACUUGGGCACCACAGCCUUUAAGCAGCAAUGUGAAAAAUACCUGGCCAUCCUGGACGACGACCUAGUCAGGGAAACGCUGGUGAAGAUGUUCUCCGACGACGACGACAACAUACCUAUCGAGUCUUUCCGCACCUUGCUAAUGUGCUCGUACCACAUCAGCAUGGACCACUACAGCGAGGGUCCGCAGAUGUGCUUUUCGAUAAACAAAAUGCUCACGUCAGUGGUUGAGAGCUGUUACCACGGCAAGAAGACUCUGAGCGGUAAAUACGUGUCCACUUGGAUCGGGCUGAACAUUCCCAGGUUGCUGUUCCCCUUGCACCGGUACGCCGUGCACUCGCUGGCGACGUCCUGGAGGAACCUGGAGCAGGAGGAGCCCACCCUGGCGGCAGAGGAACACGGAGGUGACGUUGUGAUUAAUCCAGGUCUGGAGUUGGCGACGCCCGUACUGGAACAGCCGCCGCCGUUCGGACAAGGGAAGCCGCCCCAUCCGCAUCUGUUGACGAUGAGUCUGAGCUGGCUUCUGGCCGGCGCCCUCUCACCCAUCUACUCGAGGCCUCAGAAGGCGCAUUCGCCUCACAACAGCGGUGUGGGUUUGGCCAGCGUGAACUUCCUGGCGAAGCUGUUGUGCUCCGUCCCGUCACACUGGACCCUGCUCUACGACUCCGACGACAACGGCCUGGGAACCAAUCGCUUUUUGCAUCACGUCCUAUCGUACAAAGGACCCACCUUGUGCCUAAUAAAGGCGGACAACGGCAGCCUAUUUUGCGUCGCGUCGCCGUGCGAAUGGAAGGAGUCGCACUUGUACUGGGGCGGCGAGGAAGCAGCCGUCCUGCAACUGAUGCCCAAGUUCGCUGUGUUGGAACGCGGGUCCAAGAUGUUGUAUCUGAACACCACGGUCAGGGGGUAUCCCCACGGUUUGAGGGCGGGAAAGGACCCCAGGGCCCCUAUUAUUAGCAUUGAUGCAGGAUUUGAAAAGGUUGAAUACCAGAAGAUCCCGUACCACCUAGAAACAGUGGAGGUGUGGGGUUGCGGCGAUCAGGUGAUGCGAGAACGACAACUGGAGGUGAAGAAGUGGGAGGUGAAAGAGGCGGAACGACAGCGUAACGUAAAGAUGAGCGCGGCCGAUUGGCUGGACCAUCCGGACCGGUACCUGUUGGAGUUGGCGGGUCGUCCGCAGUACCACGAUAGUCAAUGAUGAUACGCGAAGCUUUAACUUAUUUAAAAGAGUAUUGUUUUUUAGUGUGUAACCGUGCAGUUGUACUUGGUUGAAGUAUUGUUUUUCUCUAUUUUGGCUAACAUUCCUGGUUAUGUGAGGACUUUAUUGUACUUAAAGAUAUGAAGAUGGAGUGCCAUUAUGUAGUACUUAAGGCCGCGCUCAAAUUCAUUCCAAAUUGAACACGAAAUUUUAUGCCUUGUUGGUUCAUUCCUUAGAAUCGUGCCUUUGGAAGUAGUUUUAGCUCAAUUUUUAACAGACAAGUAUUAAAUUCGCACCAAUACUUAAAACAAUGUUUAGGACUACUUACGUUUUUAUUAACUUGUACAGGGUUUAUUAUAUUAAAGUUAAUGUUUGACUUACUUGAUGCUGAUAUUAUUUAUUACCAUUGUUCAAUUAUUAUUGCGAAAUAUUUAUAUGAUGAGUUCAGGAAUGAAAGAAUUAUUUUUGUAUACACAAUUACAAUAGACAUUCAAAAACCAA
This is a messenger RNA of Aethina tumida (small hive beetle), 2164 nucleotides long. RefSeq lists its product as uncharacterized. The coding region runs from base 161 to 1663 and encodes 500 amino acids. NCBI's taxonomy places the organism in Eukaryota, Metazoa, Arthropoda, Insecta, Coleoptera, Nitidulidae. The record is from RefSeq and is a predicted model, not a curated record. The transcript is spliced from 8 exons.